Molecule: messenger RNA, 7026 nt
Organism: Acipenser ruthenus (sterlet)
Lineage: Eukaryota; Metazoa; Chordata; Actinopteri; Acipenseriformes; Acipenseridae
Exons: 22
Coding region: 46-7011 (2321 amino acids)
Source: RefSeq, a predicted model, not a curated record
CUUUUUUUUGUGUUGUUUUUUGGUUGGAUUUUAGUUACAACAACGAUGUUACGGAGAGGGCAGGCGAUGCUGCCUUUCUUCUUAUUGGCCUGGGUCUUGAGGCUCACACAAGCUCUUGCUUCAGCUCAUGAUCGCCUGCAGGAUGAAGCAGCUGCAAAUUCCAUGUCAGGGACAGGAAACUUGGAUCGUGGAGGGAACUUGAGCUUAGCUACUGAUUUAGCCAUUCCUUAUGCUGAGGACCUUUUUUCUAAACCGGAUUACUUUUCACCAAAUGGAAAAAGUGAACUUUCUGAGAUUGCUGGUUAUUCUGCAGAACAACAGAUGCAGUCUCUUGAUCAUGUGUUUUCUGAGUCUGAUUCUACAAACGAUGGGCUUUUUGAUUUCAGCCAGCAUUAUAGGUAUGAUGUGGAUGCUCUUGAACAGCCUGGCUUUUCCAAUCCAGAUAGUGAUGACUUCAAUUCUGAUUUGACCAAGAACUCUGUCCCUUUUGCUGCUGACGACUACCCUAUGGCUUCAGACUCUGAAGGCGAUGUGGAACAUGCACUUUUUACUGAUCGGAGUAAUGACCCCGAUGACUUCCCAGAAGUCUCAGCAUAUGCUCAUUUAGCUACUUCAGAUAAAGAAAAUGUGUCUAAUAUUGCUAGCCUUGAUCUCAAUGAUUCGGUUAAUCUUGCAGCAGAAAUGGGUAUAGGUGAACUUGGCAAAGAGUUUGAUUCUUCUGACCACAAGUCUGGUACCUAUUCUGAAACCCUAGGCUAUGAUUCUGUUGCCUUUGCAGAUCUUGAAAAGGAAGGCACUGAUACUUUGCAUCCUGGUGUGCAUUCCUAUCAUCGUAAGGACCAAGUUACUGGUGACCUCAAUGAAAUGCAUGUUUCUUCUUUUGACCGCUCUGUACUUACUGAUAUAAAUCUGGAGUUGGAUGAAGCUCUUUCUCCAGCUCUUAAGAUUGCCAGUGCACUCAACUCUCCUGAUCUCUCCGGAGGUCCCAGGGUGCCAAGCAGCAUCUAUGAUGCCUCUAUGGGGCCCUAUGGUGUAUUUAAUCGACCUAUUACCCCACCAAACCCUCCUCCCCAUAGCACAGGAGAGCCAACCACCCUGGCUUCAGCAACUACAUGUGGUGUUGCAGACAUGGCCAUCAAAUUGUUUGGUGGAAGGCUAACAGACCUCAAAGUGCGAGCUGCCUUCAUAUUUGUUGAAGUAAGCAAGAUUACGCAGAGGUGCAGAUACAAAGUGUUUGAGAGAAAUGGAGUUGUCCACUUUACAACUGCCUUCAAAGGUUGCAAUGUGAAGAUACAGGGUGGGCAAUAUGUCCUGACCCUGAUGUGGAGAAACCACUAUGUGCAUAUGACCUGUCCAAUUUCUACACCUGAUAAACCUGUUACAAUCUGUGGUACGAGUAGCAUGACCAUCACACUCCCAGCAGGACCAGUAGAAGCACUUCGUGUAAAAAAUAAAUUAAACAAAUGGGUAUCCAUUCACCAAGUUGCUGUUAAAUGCAAAUAUCAACUGUUGCGUGAUUCAGAGGGAAGGAUCACUUUCACUACUUCCUACAAUGGAUGUCACGUGAGGAGAUCGAUGGAUCGUUACUUCUAUAACAUCUACUAUCAAAUGGCUCCAGGGAAGCUAGGACAGGCAGUCAUGUCUUGUAGGACCGGAAUUAAUGUCACAGUCCCACCUGAAGCGUCUUUGCCGUCUGUAUUUUGUGCCAAGUCUGGCAUGAUAAUCAAAUUGCCUAAGGGACGUCUUGAUGCAGUCAAAGUGAUAGAUGGUUUUGGCAAGGCAAUACCUGUUGGUAAUAUUGCCAAGAAAUGUAAUUAUCAACUCUUUCAAAUGAAGACUGGACACAUCAUCUUGAUUGCUUCCUUCCAAAGCUGUCAAGUUGCGUUUGUGGAUGGUUGCUUUGCCUUGAAUAUCAAGUUCCAGCAUGCUGAUCGUGUAAUGGGAGAGGUCUCUGCGCUUUGCCAUGCAGGUGGGGGACCAAAACCAACUUCCCAACCUGAUACUCCUACAACUCGAGAUGUAACUUCCAGUAUACUGUCUACAGUAAUUCCUGCGGAUGUGUCUGCUACCAUCUGCAACAAGGAUGGCAUGACAGUAGUUCUACCCAAUGGUCCUUGGUGGGGGAUUAGAGUGAAAGAUCUUUCUGGCAAAGAGAUCACUGUGACUAGUGAUUUUGCAGAACGAUGCCAUUACAAUCUCUCUCUGCAUCUGGAGAAAAUAAUCUUUACAACUACCUACACUGGCUGUUUUGUUGAGCAAGUGGGAGAUCGGUAUGUCCUGACUGUAAUGUACAGGACAGCUACUUGGAAUCGAGGGUCUGUGCGGAUGGAAUGCCCAACCAGUGCUGGAAGCCCUACAGAAUUGCCUCCUCUUUCAGCCACUGUGGGGAAACCCAUUAGUGUCUGCAGGUCCUCUAACAUGACUGUGGUGCUGCCUGCAGGAUCUCUGGAAAAAGUCUUGGUUCUAGAUCACCUCAACAGGCCAGUAAAAGUCAUUGAUGCGCCCAAGUCAUGCAAUUACAGCAUGGUGGAGAGAAGAGGACAGAUCCUCUUCACAGCUCCCUACAGUGCCUGUGAUGUCAAGAUCCUGAAUGGAAACUAUGUCCUGGCCAUUAUGUAUACAAGUUAUUCUGGAGGCUUUGCGUCAGUGCAGAUGGAAUGCCCUACCACUGGAGAACCAACAAAACCCCCUCCCUCUACAAAACCCAUUCCUCCAACUCCUGUCUGUGGCGCUUCCAGCAUGAUCGUGGCGCUGCCUGAGGGGCCUCUGGAACAAGUCAAGAUAAUGAAUGCCUCCAAUGGGCUAUGGGUAGCUGUAAAGGAUGUCCCAAAGAACUGCAACUACACACUGAUGAAGGAAAGAGGAAGAAACCUCUUCAUAACCUCCUACAAGGCCUGUCAUGUCUGGAUACUGAAUAAAAACUAUGUCUUGACUGUAAUCUACACAACUGCAACUGGGGUAAGAGGGAUGGUGCAAAUGACUUGUCCAGCUGUAGAGACAACAUCCCUUACUACUAGGUCUACAAGUAUUGGGAAGCCAGUGACUACUGGGAAACCUACAAAACCAACUCUCCCUCCCACUCCUGUCUGCAAAGCCUCCAGCAUGACUGUAGCACUGCCCUCUGGGUCACUACAAGUUUUGUUAUUGAAUCUGUCCAAUGAAUGGGUAGAUAUCGAUGCUGCUCCCAGUUACUGCAACUACAGUUUGGUGCAGGGAAGAGGCGGCAGGAACUUCUUUACAGCCCCUUACAGGGCUUGUGAUGUCCGGAUACAGAAUGGAAACUACAUGUUGACCUUGCUUUACAUAACUGCUGCUGAUAAACGAGGGUACUUGGACAUUAGAUGUCCCACCACUGGUGGGGAGCCAACAGAGACUACUAGCCCCUCUGGUGGGGAGCUGACCGGAACUACUGCUGGAGAAACGACAACUACUUGGAAACCUACAAUGCCUACUCUCCCUGACACUGCUCUCUGCAGAGCCUCCAGCAUGACUGUAGAAUUGCCCUCUGAGUUGCUUCAAGUUCUACUAUUGAGUCCAUCCAAUGAAUGGGUAGAUAUCAGUAAUGCUCCCAGUUACUGCAACUACAGUUUGGUGCAGGGAGGAGGCGGCAGGAACUUCUUUACAACCCCCUACAGGGCUUGUGAUGUCCGGAUACAGGAUGGAAGCUACAUCUUAACCUUACUCUACAUAACCAUUGCUAAGGGAGGCUACGUGCACAUGAGAUGUCCAAUAAAAACCACUACUAAGCCAACCAAGACUUCUAGAACCACCACUAGGAAGACUACCAGUAUCGCCACUGUAGGGGUGACCGAGGCCCCUGCAACUGUGGUCUGCACCGCCUCCAGUAUGGUGGUGGAGCUGCCCAAGGAACCUCUAAGACUUGUGAAGGUUCUAGAUAAAUCCAACCGGUGGGUAGCUGUCAUUGAUGCUCCCAAGUACUGCAACUACACCUUGUUGCAGGGAAGGGGAGGGAACUUCUUCAUAACCCCCUACACGGCCUGUGAUGUCAGGAUAUUGAAUAACAACUAUGUUUUGAAGAUCUGGUAUUUGGCAACUGGUGGCAAAAAAGGGUAUAUGGUGAUGAAAUGCCCCACCGAUGCUGGAGAACCCACAAAAGCACCAACUACUUGGGAGCCAACCAAGAGUACCAGGACCACCAUCAGGAAGACUACCAUAACAACCAUUGGGGAGCCGACCAGGACCACCAGCAGGCAGACCACCAGCAGGAGGCCUACCAGGACCACCAGCAGGAGGACUACCACAACAACCAUUGGGGAGCCAACCAGGAACACCAGCAGGAGGCCUACCAGGACCACCAGCAGGAGGACUACCACAACAACCAUUGGGGAGCCUACCAGGACCACCAGCAGGAAGACCACCAGCAGGAGGCCUACCAGGACCACCAGCAGGAGGACUACCAUAACAACCAUUGGGGAGCCAACCAGGACCACCAGCAGGAGGCCUACCAGGACCACCAGCAGGAGGACUACCACAACCAUUGGGGAGCCUACCAGGACCACCAGCAGGAGGCCUACCAGGACCACCAGCAGGAGGACUACCACAACCAUUGGGGAGCCUACCAGGACCACCAGCAGGAGGCCUACCAGGACCACCAGCAGGAGGACUACCACAACCAUUGGGGAGCCUACCAGGACCACCAGCAGGAGGCCUACCAGGACCACCAGCAGGAGGACUACCACAACCAUUGGGGAGCCUACCAGGACCACCAGCAGGAGGACUACCAUAACAACCAUUGGGGAGCCGACCAGGACCACCAGCAGGAAGACCACCAGCAGGAGGCCUACCAGGACCACCAGCAGGAGGACUACCACCACAACCAUUGGGGAGCCAACUAGGACCACCAGCAGGAGGCCUACCAGGACCACCAGCAGGAAGACUACCACAACCAUUGGGGAGCCUACCAGGACCACCAGCAGGAGGACUACCAUAACAACCAUUGGGGAGCCAACCAGGACCACCAGCAGGAAGACCACCAGCAGGAGGCCUACCAGGACCACCAGCAGGAGGACUACCACCACAACCAUUGGGGAGCCAACUAGGACCACCAGCAGGAGGCCUACCAGGACCACCAGCAGGAGGACUACCACAACAACCAUUGGGGAGCCAACCAGGACCACCAGCAGGAAGACCACCAGCAGGAGGCCUACCAGGACCACCAGCAGGAGGACUACCACCACAACCAUUGGGGAGCCAACUAGGACCACCAGCAGGAGGCCUACCAGGACCACCAGCAGGAAGACCACCAGCAGGAGGCCUACCAGGACCACCAGCAGGAAGACUACCACAACCAUUGGGGAGCCUACCAGGACCACCAGCAGGAGGACUACCAUAACAACCAUUGGGGAGCCAACCAGGACCACCAGCAGGAAGACCACCAGCAGGAGGCCUACCAGGACCACCAGCAGGAGGACUACCACCACAACCAUUGGGGAGCCAACUAGGACCACCAGCAGGAGGCCUACCAGGACCACCAGCAGGAGGACUACCACAACAACCAUUGGGGAGCCAACCAGGACCACCAGCAGGAAGACCACCAGCAGGAGGCCUACCAGGACCACCAGCAGGAGGACUACCACCACAACCAUUGGGGAGCCAACUAGGACCACCAGCAGGAGGCCUACCAGGACCACCAGCAGGAGGCCUACCAGGACCACCAGCAGGAGGCCUACCAGGACCACCAGCAGGAGGACUACUACAACAACCAUUGGGGAGCCAACCAGGACCACCAGCAGGAAGACCACCAGCAGGAGGCCUACCAGGACCACCAGCAGGAGGACUACCACAACAACCAUUGGGGAGCCAACCAGGACCACCAGCAGGAAGACCACCAGCAGGAGGCCUACCAGGACCACCAGCAGGAGAACUACCACAACAACCAUUGGGGAGCCAACCAGGACCACCAGCAGGAGGACUACUACAACAACCAUUGGGGAGCCAACCAGGACCACCAGCAGGAAGACCACCAGCAGGAGGCCUACCAGGACCACCAGCAGGAGGACUACUACAACAACCAUUGGGGAGCCAACCAGGACCACCAGCAGGAAGACCACCAGCAGGAGGCCUACCAGGACCACCAGCAGGAGAACUACCACAACAACCAUUGGGGAGCCAACCAGGACCACCAGCAGGAGGACUACUACAACAACCAUUGGGGAGCCAACCAGGACCACCAGCAGGAAGACCACCAGCAGGAGGCCUACCAGGACCACCAGCAGGAGAACUACCACAACAACCAUUGGGGAGCCAACCAGGACCACCAGCAGGAGGACUACAACAACCAUUGGGGAGCCAACUAGGACCACCAGCAGGAAGACCACCACAACCACCAUUGGGGAGCCGACCAGGACCACCAUUGGGAAGACAACCAAGGCCCCUACAACUGUGGUCUGCACAGCUUCCAGUAUGGUGGUGGUGCUGCCCAAUGAACCUCUAAGACUGGUCAAGGUUCUAGAUAAAUCCAACCAGUGGGUAGCUGUCAUUGAUGCUCCCAAGUACUGCAACUACACCUUGUUGCAGGGAAGGGGAGGGAACUUCUUCAUAACCCCCUACACGGCCUGUGAUGUCAGGAUAUUGAAUAACAACUAUGUUUUGAAGAUAUGGUAUCUGACAACUGGUGGCAUAAAAGGGUAUGUGGUGAUGAAAUGCCCAACCAGUGCUGGAGAACCCACAAAAGCCCCAACAACUACUCCCACUACAUGGGAGCAAACCAAACCGACCAGGACCACUGGAAUUGCUACGAAGACAACUAUGACAACCACUGGUGGGGAGCCAACUGUAGUCUGCACAGCCUCUAGUAUGGUAGUGGAGCUGUCCAAGGAACCUCUGGUACUAGUAGAGCUUCUAGCUGAAUCCAGCAAGUGGGUAGCUGUCAUUGAUGCUCCUGAGGAUUGCAACUACACCUUGGUUCAGAGCCGAGAAAGGAACUUCUUCAAAACCCCCUACACGGCGUGUGAUGUAAAGAUUCUGGUAAUCCCAUUUCUAGCAAAAUAGGCUACUCCUGUACUU